AUGCCCGAGGCCGCCAGAACCCGGCCGCAAGACGCGAUUCGUCACAGUCGCCCAGUUUCCACGCCCACCCACACAAACACACACACAUCCACACACACUCACAAUAUGGCGUCACCGUCGCCCGACAAACGGACCCCGCGAUGGGUGUGGGACUCGAGCUUCAGACCAAUCAGACUGCGGCCAGGAGCAGGCAGAUCGGAGGCGUCUGGCCGGGCAGACCGAGAUGAAGUGGGCAGGAAGAACGGCAGGAAGACAUACCAACUAAAUGCCUUCUACCGUCCAAUCGUAAACGCCGAUGCAUGCAUCUGCCAGUCUCUGCGUCUCUCUCAAUCCGUCCCUGUGUUGGCUUGUCUGUCUGUCUGUCUGUCGGUGUGUCGGUCUGUCGUUAUGUCAACGUGUAGGGCAGCCUGA
This is a messenger RNA of Protopolystoma xenopodis, 411 nucleotides long. The record is from the annotation of a GenBank genome assembly. NCBI's taxonomy places the organism in Eukaryota, Metazoa, Platyhelminthes, Monogenea, Polystomatidea, Polystomatidae.